AGAACACACGACAUGUCGUUUAUAUGCGUCUCUCCUUUGUAAGUACAAGGAGGAAACGUUCCAGGAUCUGAAGUCCCCAAAAAGCAAUGGGAGAAGCUUUGUUCGAGCUGGAGCAACAUCUAAGGUACAAACAGGUAAAACUGACGCCUGAAGAAACUAAGAUUCUUCUUACUUGCAAGUCCAAAGCUGUCAGGGAGUUUACAUUCGGAGGUCUUGCUGCUUGCACUGUUGCCUGGACAGCAUCAAAGAAGCUGAAUACGUUUAUUCGACUUAACCUUUCAGGAGGAGCUGCUGCUCUAUUUGGACUAUGGAGCUUGUCUAGGUCCUUAAAUUCAUGUGUUAACCAUAUUCUUUCUCAGGAUGGAAGUCGUAUGCAGGCGGAGUUAGCAACUAUAAUGGUGAAUAAGUAUCAGAAUGAUCCUUCUAUGAUGGGGCUUAUCUCUAAACAGUUCUAUUCUGAGAAAGUUUUUGAUGAUGCGAACUCAGAUCAGCCAACACUGAGGUGGCGUUAUCGGAAUUAUUUUAGUGAUAACAUUAGCCAUGGUCGAAGAACAGAUUACAGCGAUUCUCAAGGUGAUCCGGACCAGGCUUCCCAUGGUGACCAUCAGAGUUCCUCUGACAGUGAUUCCCGGAACACCCAGAAUGACUCCCACAAAAUACGUUUUGCUCCCAAACAAGUUCCUGUGAACUCUGCUGUUGAUGUAAUGGUCGACCCUUUUGAUUGCGUGUUUGGUAAUACAAGCGAGGAGAUUCUUCCUCCAAGUACCUCUAGCACUGUCAAUCCCCCAAAAGUACAGACUCGUAAACAUAGAAGAUCUCACCGUAGGCGUCAUAUGCACCAUGAGGAAGACGUACCAAAAAUGCAACAUACGUAACAGAGUCGAAUGUGGUUGAGCAUACGAGAAGAUCAAAGGGGAGAGCUUAAGGGAAGUACAAAUUGCCCUUUCAAUUGCCUUGUGUUUGUCAGACCUCCAGGAAGAGGAGCAUCUCUGUCUCAAUUUACCACAGUAUCAGGCAAGUUACUGUCAUUUACUUUUCACCGCUGUGUAAUUAUUGCUGAAUCAAUAGUUAAAGUUCCAUUUGGGCUCAUUAUGCAUUUGAA
Messenger RNA from Pyrus x bretschneideri (Chinese white pear), 1102 nucleotides. RefSeq lists its product as uncharacterized. The coding region runs from base 87 to 875 and encodes 262 amino acids. The transcript is spliced from 6 exons. Lineage: Eukaryota; Viridiplantae; Streptophyta; Magnoliopsida; Rosales; Rosaceae. The record is from RefSeq and is a predicted model, not a curated record.